AAAGGCAUGAUUUAAGUAUGUUUUUUAUUACAUUAUCAUGGUGUACUUAACUAGAUUUAUUUGGAGCAGUUCAUACAAAAUAAAAUAUACUGAUUUGAGUUCAUAGGAGAUAAAUUAAAUCUAGGUGCUGGAAUUUGCAUCGUUAUUGUUUAUUUAAUUUUUUGCACCUUAAAAAUACUUUACAAAACGAAUUUUAUUUCACUGCCAAAUAUGGCUGUUCGUUGCCAAUUGUCAUAUAAAACUACUGUCAAUGUCAAUGUAACUAGUGACAUUUGUUUUGUAAUGCUGUAUUUAUUAAAAUAUAAUUUUUAAGGAUCAGUGUGUUUUAUAGAUAUUCAAUCUAUUUCUUCUUUGGUUUUGUAAAAAUGGUGAAAAUAAUAUUUCUACAUCCGGACUUAGGUAUAGGUGGAGCUGAACGUCUCGUGUUGGAUGCCGCAUUGGCCUUCAAAAGCAAAGGACACGAAGUCGCGUUCUAUACCAAUCAUCACGACCCAACUCAUUGUUUUGCAGAGACUAGGAACGGUACGUUUCCAGUAACUGUUGUGGGCGAUUGGAUUCCUCGUUCUAUUUUUGGAAAGUUUAAAGCGGCAUGUGCUUAUGUCCGUAUGGUAUAUGCUGCAGUUUAUUUGGCGUGGUACGUCAUACCAGUAGAAGAACCAACUCUUAUAUUCUGUGACCUCAUAUCACUAUGUAUACCAUUUCUCAAAAUGGCCAGAGGACCAUUUAGAAUAGUUUUCUAUUGCCACCAUCCAGACAAACUUUUGACCUCGGAAGGAGGGUUCUUGAAAAAAAUAUAUCGAGCUCCACUAAAUUGGUUAGAAGAACUUACCACGGCUAGAGCUGACAAAGUUCUUGUGAAUAGCAAAUACACAGCUAGAGUGUACCAGGAUGCAUUUCAAAACAUUAAAGAUAUGCCUGAUAUAUGUUACCCAUCUAUCAAUACUGAUUACUUUAACACUACUGUACCAAAGCCAUUGAAAGAAGUUGUACCAGUGGGUUUAGAUAAGUUCAUAUUCCUGUCAAUAAAUAGAUAUGAGAGAAAGAAGAAUCUGCAAUUGGCUUUAAAGGCAUUAGAUCAUUUAAAACAUGUAUUAAGUGAUUCCGAUUGGAAUAGGGUACAUUUAAUAAUGGCUGGUGGGUUUGAUCCCAUUAACUUAGAGAACAUGGAGCAUUAUAUUGAAUUGACAGAUCUGGUUGCUGAAUUAGAUAUUGAAGAUAAAGUCACAUUCAUGAAAUCUCCAAGUGAUGCAGAAAAAGUCUCAUUGCUUUAUCAUUGUAGAGCAUUAAUUUAUACUCCAUCUAAUGAGCAUUUUGGUAUUGUCCCCUUAGAGGCAAUGUAUUACAAAAAGCCAGUGAUAGCAGUCAAUAGUGGUGGUCCUACAGAGACCAUAGUGAAUGAUGUUACAGGUUAUUUGUGUGAACCAACUAGUGAAUCCUUUGGUAGGGCAAUGUGUAGGCUUAUAUGGGCACCAGAAUUAGUGGAGAAGCUAGGUGAAGCUGGUAGGAAAAGGUUUGAGACAAAGUUCUCUUUUGAUGCAUUCACAGACCAGUUAGAUGGAAUUCUGACAAGGGAGCGGCAAAUUAUCUCUGAAGUGCGAGCAAUAGAGUAUGAGCAGAAAAAAAAGAAAUAACAUACUGCUGACACUCCUACAAUAUUUGAUAUUGUUUGAGUGUUAUCUUUUAUGCAACAGAACUUUUGCUUAUUCAAAGGUGUACUUUAUAAAAAUUAAUAGUAUGGAUAUUUUGACUAAAAAAUAAACAAAAAUGCUAUUGAUCUCUUUAUUAUUGUUGUAUAUGUGUAACAUAUGAAAGUGUGUAUAUGUUGUAAUAAAUUAGAGCUCUCAAUGUUUUUGUAAAUGUUAAUUACAAAUAGAUUUAAAAAUUUUGAAUUGAUGUAAUAUAUGUUUUAAUAGAAAUGAAGAGGUAGUCUUUAAAUUCAUAUCCACUGAUCAAUAUCUUACCUUACCAACGUUUAUCUAGAAGAUUAAAAAAUAGAGUACAUUAAAAAACUAGGACUACCAGUGGCCCUUCAAAGAUUUCCAAAUUGUGUCUGGUUUGACUAUAAAGAAAUGUUGAGGGCAGUCUUUGUUUAUCAUUUCUAAUUAAUAAAAAGCUCCUGUAAACUCUGUACUAUUUCUAGUUUGUAAGAAGUAUUUUUAAACAUUUUACUGUUCUUGUAAAUUACUGUUAACAUUCUGCUAUAUAAUCUUACCAUAAAAUGGCCUAUUAAUAUUUCUUAAACAAUGACUAUUAUUGAAUAACUAGAUACAUACCGUUUUAAAAAUUGCUUAGAUAUGUGUAUUAUGUUACAAUGUGUUGUAGUAUAAUAGAGGUAAUGCAAAUUAAAGUUUGAAGAUGAAUCUUAUUGUAUUGUUAAGACACUUGCCUGCAUUUUGCACAUUCCCAUAUAGCUACAGCUCUAUUUGAAUACUAUGCAAAUACCAUGUCUACACAAAGAAAGAGGUAAUUCAAGUUAUGUGGACAAUAUCUGCGGCUUUUCUAAAUAAAGGAUUUAUUGGAAU
Messenger RNA from Papilio polytes (common Mormon), 2522 nucleotides. RefSeq names its product alpha-1,3/1,6-mannosyltransferase ALG2 (gene Alg2). Gene Ontology annotation, molecular function: alpha-1,3-mannosyltransferase activity; GDP-Man:Man(1)GlcNAc(2)-PP-Dol alpha-1,3-mannosyltransferase activity. NCBI's taxonomy places the organism in Eukaryota, Metazoa, Arthropoda, Insecta, Lepidoptera, Papilionidae. The transcript has a single exon. The coding region runs from base 366 to 1631 and encodes 421 amino acids. The record is from RefSeq and is a predicted model, not a curated record.